Zootermopsis nevadensis is the source of this 9880-nucleotide messenger RNA. The record is from RefSeq and is a predicted model, not a curated record. NCBI's taxonomy places the organism in Eukaryota, Metazoa, Arthropoda, Insecta, Blattodea, Termopsidae.
CAAGCGAGGAGACAGAAAUGGCGGGUCUAGUGGAAGGUGUUGAGUAUGGUCUGUUAUCGCAGGGCAAUUUUCAUGAAAAUAAGUCGUUGAUAUUUGUGAAACUUACGGAUUCUGCCUACCGUGCUAUAGAAGACUUCUUGAGGAAUAAGAAUAAGACCAGCCAGCAUCCCACGAUACAGUUCCUAGGAAAUGAAGGGCACCUGUCAUUUCCAUCAUCUGAAUCCAGCAAUGGGCAAGCUGGUUUCAACUUCUGCCUUUCUAGCACCGCAGAUACUGAGGGGCCUCAGGGAAGUUUUGAGUGCAUCCAGCAAACAGUCUCAAAGUCCCUGGAGUCCCUGGGUGCACUGCAGUGCAAGAUGCGAAUCCAGGCCAAUGAUGAUGUGUAUGAAACCACAUUACACAGGUUGGCUGCAGCAGACACAAGAGAAAUCAAACCUGGUGGACCUGGUAUAGGCGUUAAGGUCAAAGUAAAGAAUCCGGUGCUUCCUCUCAGACGAGACCGCAAUCCCGCAAAUUCCCUUGGGUCUUCAGCAACACAACUAAAGCAUAAUUAUCCACCCAAACCAUCAAGUAAUGGUUAUGUGUCAUCAUCUCAUCAUGGUAUUCUUAAUGGAAACUUUGCGCCAAACUUGGCACACACGAAGCCUCAGGGCAACAACAAUGCCCAGAAACCUGGAAACCCUGAUAUCAUGAGGCGACCACUCAGGGAGAGAUUAAUCCAUCUUCUAGCUGUGAGGCCAUACAAAAAGCCAGAAUUGUAUGAUAGGAUUAACAAAGAUGGUUUGCGGGAGAGGGAUAAGAACAAUUUGACGUCUAUCCUAAUGCAGGUAGCUGUCAUGCGGGACAAUACAUACCAGCUCAUCCGCCAUGUAUGGAAUGAUGUUCAAGAGGAUUGGCCAUUCUAUUCAGAACAGGAGAAGCAGUUACUAAAGCGACGUAAACCACAGAACCUGACUCCGCCGGGAAGUAGUGAUGGUGGCAGUUCGGGUAGUGGGCAGUCUCCCACGAGCACGCACCCAGGUAGUCCUCCUUCAACUAUCUCCUCCUCAUCCAACAUGAAGAGGCCAGGUUACAUCGAUGGUGCAGACGGUCUGCCAACAAAGCGCAAGCGCAUCUCUCACUACCGCAACAAACCAACAGAACAAGCACCUGUCACAUCCAGGCUACCAGACUCAAGCCAGCAGCAACACAGCGCACCUGCAGAUUCGUCAUCACGAUCUGAUGAGUUUUGUCGGAAUAAGGACCGGGACAAAAGCAGGGAUAUCAUGAAUACGAACCCACGUAGCAGAGAGAAUGGUGGCAGUAGAGCUAGUUGUGGUGGCAGUGAGGCGUUGCUAAGGAAUAAUGGAUACAACAGUCAUAAUAACUCACUAGUGUCAUCAGCUGUGAAUGGAAAGUGGAGCAGUGGGCCAGAGAACGAGGAAAAUUAUGACAGACGAAGUGGUAUUAGUGCUCAAGGGGGCUAUGAUAAAAGUGCAGUGGCCAACAAGGCUCAUUGUGAAUCAGUGGCAUCUAAUUCAUAUGGUGGGAGUGGUGUUAUUGGUGGCACUAGAGUGACAUCUGCAUCAGUAGAUGAUUCCUCUGGUUUUUGGAAUAGGCCAACAGAGAAUGGAGUGCUCAGUCAAUCGACAAGCAACCGAGGUCAUGGUGGUCAUCAUGACAACCGUAGUAAUAGAUGGACAACUCAGGUUUCUUCAACAACUCAGAAUAGUUCUGCCAGUGGUUCCAGUCCUGAGUGUCAGUUGGAGAAUAUGGACACAGGAUGUGAGAAAGAGGCUAAGGAGAAGACUUCUGCGGGCAGCAGUUCCGAGUAUCCAGAGUAUCUUCUGCAUUAUAGUUCAAUACGUGAUAGUGAGCAACGCAGACAAUAUAAAGCUGACUUUACUGCAGACUACAGUGAGUACAGGGACCUCCAUGCUGAGGUGGAGAAAGUGUCAAAACGGUUUGCCCCUGCCUGGAAGGACAUCAAGAACCAAAUAGUUCAAGAGUACCUGGAAAACAAGCGUGAUAUCAAGUUCCAGGAGGCGAAACGUAGGUUUCAGUACUUGCACGAGAAGUUGUCACAUAUAAAGCGCUUGGUGCUGGAGUAUGAUUCUGCAGGUGCCUCAGGUGGCGAGCAUUACUGACCCUGGCCUCCCCUGGCUCCGAACCCGGUGCCACCACUACUUUCCUUGCUGCCUGCUGCCACCCCUCUCUGCCAACGACAACUUCAAGCCAGAAGACAAAAAAGAAAUCUCGGGGGUUGAGUUUUAUUAUGGAAUUCAUUAUCGCACUCGCUCAUCCUCACCACCAACCUAAACAUCACCACUGCCACCCCCUGCCACAACCAUAACAAAUUAGUGAUUGUACCGAGUAAUAGCUGAUGGUCUUCUUUCUUCUUCUGUGACAUGUGAGCCAUAUGACCUUUACUUGUUCUGUGUUAUUGUAAAUGCCAAGUUUUGUUUGUUACAUUAUGCUUAAAAUGAAAGGAAAUGUAAAUGGCUCAUUGCAAAAUACUUUUGAAAGUGAGCAGUGGGUAGCUUAUCUUCACAUAAAAUUAAUUUUCCUUUUGGGGUGGAGAGGUCCACAAGUGAGUUGAGUAUACAUUUACAUGUGGCCCUUCCUGCUUGCUUAAUCACUAGUCAUUUUGGUGUACAUAUUAUUAAUGAAACAUUGUGUACACAUCAAUAUCCCAUGUAUCUAGUAUUUAUUGAGUUCUGUUUAAGCUAUUACAUUCUUACAAGAAAUCUUUAUAAAUUGUGCUUGCAAUAAUUAGAUUCUUGUAGUUUGGGCACAGACAGCUGUGUAAUAUACAACUUCAAAUUAAUUGUAAUUUGCACUUCAGGAAGUGGAGAACUGGAAAUGGGAUGUGUAGAUUUGAUAAAUUUAUUUAUUUGAAAGUGUAAUGCUGAUUCUGUCCAUUAAGGGACUAAUGUUGGAUUUGGAUCCAAGUACUUUAUCACAGUUAAAUUAACGUAUGACUUGUGGAUUCAGUUUUAUCAUCACUGUUUUAUGUUUUCCUUUCCAUUGUUUCCUUUCAUUUUGGGCUCUGUAUACUCACUUGUGACUAAACUCUGUGCGAUUUUUGUUGUGUCAUUUCUCUUCAGUAUAAUUGUUUUUAGUUGUGUUGGCAUUCCAUACUCUGCUAGACUAUGUGUUUGCACCAGUUAUGUUGUUUUUCCCUUCUAUAAUAUUUUACCGAAUAUUGCCAUGACAUAGGUCUCUGUUCUGAACAUACCAGUGCAAGCAACCCUGAAGUUAAUGGAGAGGAGGCAUGGGUAUUUUGCUACAUUGUGGCCUGCAAAUCAGUGAGAAUUAUAGACACUUGGUGAGAUUAAAAUGCUCGUGCCAGCCUCGCUCUCUUCCUGCUGUCGAAGUUGUGAUUUUCUCUGUUUUAGCAUAUUGCAGCAGGCAAUCUUACCAUCACCAGAAUUACUUAGGGAAGUUCUUCUAGUAGCUUAGUUUGGAAGAAGGGGCUGAUUGAGCCAGACACAGCCAAUUAUUAAAUUAUGCGUAGUCAUGUUAUCAUGACAGGAAGAUAAUUGAUGAAAAUUUAGUUACCAUAUUGCUCCAGUUUUGUAAGAGUCUCUGUAUUUUAGUGCUUCCAAUGUUGUCUUUGAAAAUAAAAAAAAAUGCUUCCAAUGAAAUUAUUUAGUAUCAGUUGCAUUAUGUAUAUAUAAACAUUUUGGGGGAACCGCUUUCCCUUGCCAUUAUCUUCAGUAUGUCUGUUAGAAUAGAGAUUAGCAGAAAUGAUUGGUAUGGGGUCCAUGCACAGUUGCUGUAAUUUCAGUUUCCUCUUGCUAAGCAAGAAAUUUUGAGGAAACUGGUUUUUUGUUUAGUACAUGUGCAUUUGUUUCAUAAUUAUGGAAUUAGUUCAUUACAGGGAUUAGAAUAUAAUGAUGGAAUGUGCAUGACUCCUUGAGGGUGUUACCAACUAGUUGGCAUUGAAAUGUCAUGCCACUUCUGAACGCGCAGCAUUCAAAUUAACAUGUAUGUGAUUUUGUAUAGUCUAGUUUGUUGUGCCUGAAAAUAUUCCCCUUCCUUAUAUGGUGAAAUUAUUUUUUAAAAUUGAAAGAGGUGCCAGUGUCAAUGAAAUUAUAUUCUACAUCCAACAAAUGUAAUUUUGGAUUAUUCCAUUUAGCUGUCCACUGAUCAUGAUUACAAAUACAAGUGGUGAGAAAUAUGUAUCAUUCAUGAAGAUUAUAUAGUCGUCACACUAGCUGUUUAAUUUUAUACCAGCAAAUUCAGCAAAAACUGUAAGGCAUUUUUCCAUGAGUAUGUGUGGUCUUUGGAGGAUGGCACUGAAACCAGAUUGAAAGGAAAUUGUUAAGUUUUGGAAAUUUACAACAAAGAAAUUAAGUUUAAGGAACCGCAACACUGAACAGUAUAUUCUGCAGUUGUUAACUGGGAACCAAAGCUCGGUUUGCAUUGAAUCUUGUGCACACAGCUGUCUAGUGUACCUAGGCAUUUGGGCAUUUUUAGCUUAAAUCUUAUGAAAUGGCAUUACAUGGAUUGGCUGGUUUUAUAUAUAAAUAUAAUUCAUUAGCUACAAGUCAUUUGACUUUCUGCACAUAUUUUGUCGGUUACCUCAACAUCGGACUUACGCACUUUGUUAUCUUUCUAUAGAAAGAUGACACUUAAAAUUACUUAAUGAAGAUGCACUUCUGAUUAAUAUAUUUUCAUAGCAUACUGAUAUGUGGUAUGUGAAAGGUGAAGUGCAAUUCUUGAUUCAGAGGUAGAGAAGUAAUUCAGUUUUAUUUUCUGGGGUUGGUGUACACCCAGAAUAAACAUUGCUUAUUUUGGAAAGGUUUUAUUUAAAUACAUAAUGAAUGGUAGGCAGUGUUCUGCAGCAACGGUGUUAGUUAGAUUUAUCACUCAAUUAUCUCUGGCUGUGUUCUGGACAAAUGUGUGAGUGAAUGAGUGAGGACGUGUGAGUAACUGAAACAAGUGUUGUGAGACCACUUAGAACUACCAUACUAUACAUAUUAUAUUUUUGACUGUGAUGUUUUUUGAUGGAUGCUCAUUCCUGUGGUUAGAUGCCACAUACCUGCAGUAAAUCUUCAACUGAUGCCAGCGCAAGAAAGAAAAAUAUAUCCUGCCAUCGUUGCCAAAAUUUUGGGGGGGAAAGAAUACUGUUAAACAAUGUAUGCAAUUACUGCUAUACAGAGUUAUUGCUUGGUUGUGGAAGAGAUAAUGUCCAGAGGAGUUAUGUUAUCUCAUCUUGUCCAUCUCCUGUUGACAAAGUCUUUCUUCCUAUUUAUAAUAGAGAAGGGAUUGUGAUUCUUUUCUUUUUGCAUUAUGGCAACUGUGCUUACAAUACUGUAUACGUAGAUAAAAUGGAAACGAAUGUUUCCAAUGGCCUCAUUUUACAUCUGUGCCCUGGCCUGAAUACUUGGUGACGACCGGAUUGAUCCCUGACUUAGGCUUUUAAAUAAUUGUCUGUAUAUUGUUUUAUAAAAUUAUCACAUAUAAUAAUAUAAUUUUGUGUUUUUCAUUAUUGUGUUCUGCUAUAUGAAAUUUUGCAAGAGAAAGUAAAAAAAAGAACCUUUUUUUAGUCCGGGGGUUGUGUAAUUACUACAUACUUUAAGUCAACACAUGGGUGUCUGCUCAUCGAUGUGGAGUUGUGAAGCUCAGUGAUUAUGGUGUGAUGACCUUGAGAAAUUACACUCAAUACUGAUGGCAUGAAUGGGCUUGGUGUGAAGUUACAAUUAGUGAUUUGUACACUGUGCAUGUGCAGAAUUAUGAUGAUUAUGAUGAUUCAUUGCUUUUCUUGUUGGAGGUUUAGAUACUGAAGUUGAUACCAGUUCAUGGGACCAUUGAUUUAUGCUUUAUAUGUAAAUGAAAAUGAAGGAAUCAGAUUUUAAUUUAAGGGCUUCAAAUCAGUUAGUUGUUAUCAACUUGAGGAUUCUUUUCAUACUUAUUUUAUACCAAAAUGCAAAUCAUUCUCAGUUCAUUGGUACAUUUAUGUACUAAUAAUUCCCAAACCCCCCCCCCCCCCAAAAAAAAAGUGUCAGACAUGGAAUGUUUAAGAAUACUUAGUAUGUGUAAGGAAGAGGGAAUUCAGUUUUGUGUUGUACUUACAGAUGUGAAAAGAGAUCCAGUGGUAUGGAGUUUUAGGGUAUUUUUUUUUUAUUCUGGUGACUAGCAAUGCAUAUAGAUUGCUAAAAAUCUUAUAUUUUCACAUAAUAAUAGAUUGUGGGUUUGUUUUUGGAGAACUGUAAUGCAUGUAUGAGUAUGUAUUUAUCAACAUGUAUAAUGGGUCAGGUACUUAUAUGGGCCCCCUUUUCUAAUAAUGGAAUUAAAACAAUAACAAAUGUUAUUUUUGGGGUUAUUUUAGAAAACGGAGUGGAGAUUACAUUAUUGAACGCCACCUGUGAAGUUCCUGAUUUUAAAAAAAAAAAUUGGUUUCAGGUGCAGUAUAAUUAUAGCACGUUUAGUCUGUCCAUAGCAGGAUUGAUGUAUCCACAAUGUGACUGAACUACUAGAAAGAAACAUGUGGAAAUUGUAUAUAAUUCCUUCCAAAUUUCGUACAAACCAAAACAAAAAAGACCACAGCAGUUUACAACUCAAAAAUUAAAAAAUAAUUGGGUUUUCAUCAUAAGUUAUAUGAUUCACACAAAAUAUUUAAGGCGUAAACAGAAUUUUUGUCUUGUAAUCAAAGAAUAAUACAUUUCUGUCAUAUUAUCAUAUUUAUCAUACAUAAGCAUUACUAAGCAAUAACAUCAGUGUUUAGCCAGUAAAGUUGACAUUGCACAGGAUGUAUUGAAGGUUGCAGAUUGUUCAUAGGGAGCAUUUUAGGUUGGUGUUAAAAAUGAUCGAAUAUGAAGCGCCAUAUAACUUUGAACAGUUUUGAAAAACAGGAAAUAGAAAAUACUGAUUUUAGUAGAAAUAUGACACUUAGUACCUUCUAGUUACCAGUGAAUAAGUGUGCAGUAAAGAUGUAUAUACGUGAUCUCCGGAGUACAUGUGCUAUUUCACCAAAUAUGACACUUAGUGAAUUUAGUUUUAAAUAGUAUGAGGUCAUGUUAUACAAACGAAUAUAUUGUGUUACGUGCAGUUUAUAGUUGUUAAACUUACAGGUUCUAAGUUCAAAAAUGUUUUGGUUCUUUCUACAUUGUUAAAAUCUGUUACUAGAUUGAAUUUGGAAAUCAUACAAUAUAUGAAUCAUUAUUUUCAUCUUAAAAAUUGUGUUUAUUUCUAAUUGUUCUUCCUCUUGCCAGUGCAUGGUUUUUAGUUGCCUCAGUUAUCUUCCAUCAUUCUGUUGAUGUUGCAGCCUUGAUGGGAAAUAAGGAGCUAAAUCUGAAUGCAAGAUAUAUAUAAAUAGUAUGUAAUAUACCACCCCCUAGUCUACAUGCAUAAGCACAGUGUACAUUGCUUGUUGUUCCCAAGUGGCAAAGUGGAUUGUUACUAUGAGCUGGAUAAUUAAUUUAUUUGAAUGUAAAGGUUUGAUUAUAUGUAUAAACGACUGCUGUAGAUAACAAAUUGUUUCAAGUUUUUGAGCCACACGUUUAUUGUUUUCAAACUACAGGACUGAUAUUGCACAUCAUUGGAUGUGAGUUUGCUUUUGUUCCUUGCACACAAAAACUGUUUUACAUCAACAAAUUUUCCUUCAUAAUUUUCUUCCAUUUUAAAAUGAAUUUAAAAUGUACAGUCUCAGACUUUGUAAUUUAGAAUUAACAUGCUGACCAAUUCCCUUGGCAUUGGCUGUUAUCCUUGGAUUUGAAGGAAAUUUUGCUGAUAUUAAUGUUUGUAAUACUUGGAACAAAAGUUGUCCACUUCACUUUAUGUGAUGGAUACAUAUGUACUGACUAAGUAAAGAGCUUUCAUUGCUAGGCAAAAUUAAAUUUUCUAAAAAUUAUUGGUUGCAAAGAGAGGUACAUGUUUAAGCUGACAUAUAAGAGAAGUUCUUAGAACAUCAUCAAAACAUAUUCUAUUUCUUGGACAUCAUAUAAUAAAAAGUUAAGUUUUACUUGUGAUUUUUAUUAUAUUUAAUGUGUUAAAGUUGUAGAAAAUCCUCCCUGCAGCUUAAUAUUGCAUACAUAAUUCUGAGAAACAAAAGUCGUAGUGACAUAUGAAACUAGUACUGAAACUGUUGGUAUAUUACCAAAUUGUGUUCAGUGCCAUAUAUAUGCUUCUCUUCAAUAUAAAAUGGUUUUCCUUCAAAUGUACUUUUGAUUUUAUGACUAAUAUGAUUUUGCACACAAAAGAACAUAAUAUACAUGAGGAGGUGUAAUAUUCUCGAUGCACUGGAGGAAUAAAAGGUGCAGUGAAGCCACCACCAUUUAAAACAAGUAUUUAUGAAAGAAUUGGAAAAUGAUUUCUCCAGUUUUGUAUGUUAAAAUACCAUUAAAUCAUUUACUUAUUAGUAUGUAUCAAAAUUUCAGUAUCAGUAAACCUAAUUACGUGAAUGACAUAGAGCAAUUGCCAUUUUGAGAAUGGAAAUAUUUUUGUUAAUUUGUAAUUGCCUUUGUUCCAUUUUAAUAUGUGUCAGCAAUAUUAGUGUUCACUAGUGAAGCAUUUUGUAUCUUCUGGGUGUUGCUAAAUCACUGAACAUGUGAGUAGCUCUUAGUAUACAACUUAGUACUGCUGAAGUCUUAUUCUUCAUCAAGGUGCCAACUUAAAAAGUGGAUAUUUAGAUAAAGUUCAAUAAAAUAAAGACAGCAUUAACACUUGAACUAGCAUUAAAAUAUAUUUUUAUUGGGGAGCUAUUUUUACAAUUGAUAAUAUGGGAAAUACUUAAAAUGUUACAGAGUGGUGACCAUUUACUUUCAGUGCAUACUUUACUAUAAAUGAAUAAAUUCCGCACUUCAUUUCCAACAUCCAUAAUGUCCAUACAUAUUGAAUUUGUCUUCCCAUCAAUAAUACAGAUGUAUCAACUACUGGGAAAUGACAUAAACACCACUGCUCAUUGUGAAUAAAAUACUAUUUUCUUCGAUUUAUUUAUAAUUUGAAGGCAGAUUCAGUAAUUUGCAGACAGGAUCGUAAUCAGCAAUGUAGCUCGCCAUAUGAUCAUAGUUUUUUUUUUUUUUCUAAAUCAAGGGAGCAAACUGGUGCAGAACACUGAAUUCCAUGUAAAUGGAAAAAGUUCUGAGGGGCGAAUGGCCCUCUCCUUCCCUAGUUCUUCCCACUGUGAUUAAUAUUCUUUAAUUCAGGGAACUUCAUUUGCAUGAACUGGCUUAUUUUAAACAUGACAAAGAAAAAACUUGUCAAGUGUUUAUUUUUGCUUAUUUUGAAAAUACAUUUUCAAAUUGUCUUUUCAGUUUUGGAGAUUCAUCAGUGCUCUUCGCUUAUAACCUGCUCAGUCUGUCAGAAUGUAAAAUAUUCCUUUUUCAUUGUUUGAAAGAAUGAACAGAUUGUUAGUGUUGUCAAAAUGUUCUUGUCUGUAAUAUCUGUUAGUUGCAAUAAUGGGUUAAUAACUUGGCUGUGAUAUUUGACUGUUUAUUCACAUAACUUUCAUGUACUGAAACUGUACAUUGUUACAGAAUUCCUAGUGUUUCAGUGUUUUGUUACUGGUGUCUUGUAAUAUAGUGAAAUGUUGAAGUUGCCUAACUUGGUAGCAACUUUCAAGUACUAAAAUGGGAAGUAAAUUCAAUUUGUAGUUUAUCAUACCAGCUUAAGAAAUGCACAAAACAUAUACAUAUUAUUCUUUGUGUGGAAAUUUGGGGAGGGGGAAUGAAGCAAAGAUGUGAUUAGUAUGUGGGCUGCUAUGUAAAGACACGAGAACAGGCAAAUAUCUAUGUAUAUAUAUAUAUGCCACUUGGGAAUCUUUUUUUUUUUAAGAAAAUUAUUAAUUUAAUGCAAGUUUUGUUCAAAACAUGGAAUUGUGUCCCAUGGGACUCCUGUAAACAAGAAAAAUACACAAAAAAAUAAACUAUUACUUAUAUGCAUGCAGCAUCAUAAA